CAGGAAAUGGCUGUACCACAUUCGCUCACUGCGAUGUCAUUGCGCUGCAUGAGUGCAGCUGCAGUUCAAAGUGGUAGUGGAGGUCCUCCUAGUGUGGCUAGGUUGAGAGGACGCUAUCAAUGGUGGAAGCAACCAGUCUAUGUUGCUCCACAUGUGAACCCACUCGAGGUUGGGCCUGACUUUUCUGUUAUAGAAGGACGUACUAUUCAUGUGACGUCCAGGGAACAAUUGAAGCAAAAAUUCGAACAAAUACGAUUAGCGAAGAAGGCUGUCCAGUUGCUUGGUGAGAUAAAAGAAAUGGAGGAAGCACAUGCGAGAGCAGAAGCUCGACGAUCAUUAGAAUCUAAGCAAGCUGAAUUGCUCCGACCAAAAGCGAAAGGCAUAGCUAGUAUAGAAUAAUUAAAUGUACAGUUAGGAAUAUUUGUUAGAUAAAGAUUAAUCAUUGAUAGGUAAAAAAAACACCGCUAUCUUAUGGUGAUAAUUUAGUUUUUUUCCUUCUUCCCUAGUUUGCAUUUUAUUGCGCACACCAUUUGUAAGAAUUUACAGCACUCGUUGUGGUUUUAGUUUUUUUUUCAUAGUUUUCCCUGUCGUUUACCUCACUGCAGUCUUCUCUAUUAUUUUGUGCAGUUCAGAGACAAUUAAGCAGUGAUAUGAAAAAUA
This is a messenger RNA of Cylicocyclus nassatus, 660 nucleotides long. Lineage: Eukaryota; Metazoa; Nematoda; Chromadorea; Rhabditida; Strongylidae. The record is from the annotation of a GenBank genome assembly.